This is a messenger RNA of Closterium sp. NIES-67, 5409 nucleotides long. The record is from the annotation of a GenBank genome assembly. NCBI's taxonomy places the organism in Eukaryota, Viridiplantae, Streptophyta, Zygnematophyceae, Desmidiales, Closteriaceae.
GCGGUUACAAAGUGAAGUUGUGGGGUGACUCUAUAUGGAGUUGGGACCUUUGGGGGUUGGGGAAAUUUGUCACUCACUGUAACAGCUGCAAAUUGGUUGGGAACAACCAAGCUAGGUUGGCAAGGGUGGCCAACUUGGAUGGAUUGGUUGGGAAAGGACAAAUGUCAAAGUUGGGGUUCCUAUAGGGAGGGAAUCUUUGUGCUUAUGGGGUUUCCUUGGUUGGGGACUCUCUUGGGACCUUCCCUCUCAUCCCUCUCUUCUAUCCCAACCUUUCUCUUGCUCCUCUUAUUCCUUGUGAGAUUCUUGAACUUUGAUUGAACUCUUGAGAUUGAGUUAAGUUCUCCUCCUACAGCUUACCCCCUAGUGCGUCGAAAGCCAUAGCGUCGCGAAUACUUCAUCAAUCAACAUGAUUCAAAUUGGGAACGGUAGCUGAGAUUAAGAGCUACAACAUAUUCAAGUUUCGCGACAUUCCAACGGCUAGUUUUUCGUCGACGUCGUUUCUUGUGAAGACGACUUUUCUGUCCAGAAUUUCGGAUUUAUAUUUUGAGUAAUUCUAGCUCCUAAGUUCACCUAGACUCCGUCCUUAAUACUAACAAGUGGUAUCAGAGCGAUAUUAAGGACAUUGAGAGGAGUCUACAGAAGUUUGAAGACCCUUCUAGACCCACCAUGGCCUGUGGGUGUGCCUAAGUGGUGUUCUAAAGGUUGGAUGUGUCUUCCGCUAAGGGGAAACUCUGCCGAAAUUUCGUGGACGCCGACACUUGUGAAAAUAUCGAGGGAGCUGAGUGUGGACAGCAAAGGGGAGCUGAAAUUCGUCAUUUCUCAAGAAGGAGAUGAAUGAGAGAGGAGGAGAUGCUAAUGGAAGAGGAGCUGUAGCUGAGAAGACAAGUGAGCCGCCGCCAUCAAAAGUUGAAGCUUUGGAUGGCUCCAACUAUGAGGAAUGGAGCGGGCGGAUGAGGAGUGCCUUCAAACGCUACAAGCUCCUGAAGAUUGCUGUUGGGGAAGAGAAGAUGCCGGAAGAAGGCGAAGCACGUGAACGGUAGAUUGAGAAAAGCGCGGUGCUUUUCGACCUCAUCCUUCAAUCGGUCAACAAGGAGAUGUUCGAGCACAUCAAGGAUCUUGUGGAAGCGGAUGAUUCGGGUCCAAGGGCGUGGAAACUACUACGCGAUGUGAUUCAGCCCAACACUCUCCUGAUGGUGAUCGUGCUCGAGAAGGAACUUGCUGCCAUCUCCAUGCGACCAGGGGAUGAUGUGAAGCCGUUCCUUGACAAGAUCAAGGACACCUAUGCAAGGAUGGCAGCAGCGGGCAGCAGUGUAUCUCAGCUGCAGCAGUGCACCAAGAUCAUCUCGGUGUUGGACAACUCUUGGGACAACCUCAUCCCCACCCUCAACUCUCAGCAAGAUCAAUGGACACCUGAGUGGCUAAGGCAGCAGAUUCUGCAGGAGGACUUCCGCAGACGCCAUGUGGGAGGCGGUGCUGCCACUAAGACUGCUGAGGGGUAUGGAGCUGCAGGGCGCGGCAGAGGAAGAGGGGGUUGGAGAGGCCGAGGCCGUGGGAGGAGCUUUGGCAGAGGUAGAGGCCGAGGUGACUAUAAUGAGGGGCAUGGAAGCUCCAGUGGCAGGGGGAGCACCAGAAUGGAGGGCACCUGCUGGUACUGCAAGAAGAUAGGGCAUCCUUGGUUCAAGUGCUUCAGCAGGCCGGAGGGAUGGGCACCUCCAGGCAUGAAGCCGCCCAGUGGUGAACGCGCACAAGGUGGCGCUGUGCAAGGCUCAGGUGCACAAGGUGAAGGUGCACAAGGUAAUGCCUAUCCUGGUUUGUUUCUUAUGGUUGAGGAUGUGCAUGGGCAUGAGGGUGAUGUGGGAUCUGUGGGAAAGGUUGUGAUGCACCCUCUCACGCACUGGGUGAUUGAUUCGGGUUGCAUCAGUCACAUGACCCCACGGGCAGAUUUGCUUGAUGAGGCAAAACCCCCUGGGAAGAUCAAGUAUGUGGCAGCAGCGUCAGGUGCUUUGCUCCCUGUCAUUGGUGUUGGGAAUGCCAAGGUUAAGGGAGCUAAUGGGGAGCUUGUGGGGCUUGGGAAUGUUCUGCUGGUUAAAGGCUUGUCUGCUAACCUUCUCUCUGUGCGGCGACUGCAGAAGAGUAAGGCCGAAGUGACCUUUGGACCAACCAGCUGCCGUGCAAAGCUUGGGAAGAAGGUGCUGUGGAGUCUGGAAGAGGAGACCAGCUGCAUCAAGGACCUGUGGCAGCUGCCCAUCAUCCCAUGGAAUGGGAAGACUCCAACAGCAGCAACGACAGCAGCGGCAAAGGCAACAGCAGGAGGAGAUGCAACUGCACCAACUGAUGGGGUCCUGGAAGCAGUCAAGAAAGUGCAGCAGCAGCAGACACAUGGUGAGGUGCUUGCUGGUGUGGAUGCGAGUGCGGCAUGGGCUAAGGCUUCAUCAAGGAGUGGAGAGGCCGAUUGGGAGACAUGGCAUGAGAGGCUGUGUCAUGUGAACUUCCCUAUGCUGCAGAAGUUGGUGAAGGAUGGGAGCCUGAAAGGAUUGGAGGUAAAGGGGGGAUUGAAGGAGAUUGGGAGCUGCCCUACAUGCUUGGAGACCAAGUUCUCCAAGUUCCCCUUCAACAGCACUACAGGACCAGCCAAGACCCCACUUGCACUUGUGCACAUGGAUGUGGUGGGGCCCACAAGAGCCCCUUCCCUCUCAGGCAGCCGCUAUUUCUUGACAAUUGUGGAUGACCACACUCGGGCAGUGUGGGUUUACCCUUUGAACAGCAAGGGGGAGGUGGCAGCGGCUGUCCUUAAGGAGUGGAUGCCGAGAGCUCAGAGGGAAUGUGGACACAAGGUGAAGGUGAUCCGCAGUGACAAUGGUGGGGAGUUCAUUGGAGCUGAUUUUGAGGGGGAGUUGAAGAGGAAGGGGAUCCAACAUCAACUGACAGUGCCCUACAACCCGCAGCAGAAUGGCGUGGCUGAGAGGUUCAACAGGACCCUGCAGGAGGGGGCACGCACUCUCCUUGGGCGUGCAGGGCUGCCUGAUCCGUUUUGGGUGUCUGCACUGAGGCAGGUCGCCCUUGUGAAGAAUAGGGUGCUGGCAACAGUUGGGGAUAAGGAGUGGAUCCCAUAUGUCAAGUGGUAUGGGAGUGCUCCAGCUGUGAACAUGCUGAGGGCAUUUGGGUGCAUGGUGGUGUUUCAUGUGCCUAAGGAGAAAAGGGGGAAGUUGGAGGCUUCUGGAAGAUGGGGUGUGCACUUGGGGAUUGCAAAGGAUCACAAGGGAUGGCUGCUAUGGGACUUGACCACCCAGAAGCUGACAGUGUCAAGGGAUGUGAAGUUUCUUGAGUCCCUGUACUAUAAGGAAUGGAAGCAGCAGCAACAGAAGCUUCCAUCUACACCACUCAUUGUGGAGGCAGAUGAGUUGCAGCAGCCUUCAAGGCAGGUGGAGGUUGCAGUGUCUGAGGAGGAGAUAUCUGGGGUGACUGAAGAAGGGGGAGCAGCUGAAGUGGAGCAGCAACAGCAACAUGAGUCUCCACCUCGAGUUCCACACCCGCCUGAGCGACCUAGGAGGGAUGUGCGCCCUCCUGUGAGGCUGACCUAUGGGGGAAGAGGCAAGCCAAAUGUGGUGCAGGCUGGGAGUGUGGUUGAGCAGAUUGAGGAAGAUGAGAUCGCUCACUGCUACUGGGCACCAAUCCCUGAGCCCAAGACUCGAGAGGAGGCCUUGAAUGGACCAAAUGGGGAGAAGUGGAAGGCGAGUGAGGAUGAGGAGUUCGGGUCCCUAAUUGAGAACGAGACAUGGGACCUGUGUGACUUGCCUCCUGGGAAGAAGGCAAUCACUUCCAAGAUGAUCUACAGGCACAAGUAUGGACCUGAUGGGGAGCUGACCCGCUACAAGUCUAGGCUUGUGGCACGGGGGUUUCAGCAGACAAAGGGGAAGGACUAUGAUGAGGUGUUUGCUCCUGUGGGGAAAGGAACAACACUGAGGGUGCUGUUGGCGAUAGCUGCACUCCUGGGAUGGAAGAUACGGCAGAUGGACAUUGUGACUGCCUUUCUGAAUGGGAUCAUUCUGGCGGAGGCGGAUCAUUGGAAGGGCAUGAAGCUUGCUGGGAUGAGUGUGCAUUGAGUAUGCAUGCUUGAGAUGUUGGUAUGGUGGUUGAUGGUUGGCAGCCAGAGGGGGAGAUUGUUGUGUGAUGUCAUCAUAUGCUAUCACAUUCUGUCUGCCUCCCAUCUCUUGUUUCAACUUGCAUGUGUGGUUUGAACGUGUGCAAGAAUUUGUGUGUGAUGUGUUCUGGAGUUUGGGAAUGUGUUUUGUGUUAUUUUGUUUGAGCAGGUUUUUUGUGAUGAUAGAUCUUGAGAAGAUCUUUCCGACGCAACGAGAAUCCCUUCAAUCGGAGCAAGAACGCGAAAGCUAUGAAGAUUCAAAGUUCAUGAGCUUGCGUUACAAUUGCGGCGGUUACAAAGUGAAGUUGUGGGGUGACUCUAUAUGGAGUUGGGACCUUUGGGGGUUGGGGAAAUUUGUCACUCACUGUAACAGCUGCAAAUUGGUUGGGAACAACCAAGCUAGGUUGGCAAGGGUGGCCAACUUGGAUGGAUUGGUUGGGAAAGGACAAAUGUCAAAGUUGGGGUUCCUAUAGGGAGGGAAUCUUUGUGCUUAUGGGGUUUCCUUGGUUGGGGACUCUCUUGGGACCUUCCCUCUCAUCCCUCUCUUCUAUCCCAACCUUUCUCUUGCUCCUCUUAUUCCUUGUGAGAUUCUUGAACUUUGAUUGAACUCUUGAGAUUGAGUUAAGUUCUCCUCCUACAGCUUACCCCCUAGUGCGUCGAAAGCCAUAGCGUCGCGAAUACUUCAUCAAUCAACAUGAUUCAAAUUGGGAACGGUAGCUGAGAUUAAGAGCUACAACAUAUUCAAGUUUCGCGACAUUCCAACGGCUAGUUUUUCGUCGACGUCGUUUCUUGUGAAGACGACUUUUCUGUCCAGAAUUUCGGAUUUAUAUUUUGAGUAAUUCUAGCUCCUAAGUUCACCUAGACUCCGUCCUUAAUACUAACAAUAGGCGCUUGAGAGAAAAAGCUUGGUUCCUCCGAGCUGCUGCAGGUCGCUGAACCUUGACUCGAUGCAGUCGAUCAUCUCUUGGGCCAUGGCACGGCACAACAUGAUGCAAGACUUCUUGUCGCUCUUGAACUCCGAGUCCGAAAUCGACUUCGUGUGAAGGAUGUACUCGUGGCGGAAUGGCUAGCCAUCCUUCGCCUCCCCCUCGACGACCACACGGCCUUCAGGCUCAUGGGAUGUCAAGAACUUGUGCAGGUGCUUGCUUCUGGGGCCGCCGAAAAAAGAGUAGCAGUUGAUGUACCGUGCGCGAAUCACCUCGGUGGUGCUCUGCACCAUGCUUCCCAUCCUGGUGAUGUCGACCUGCAAGUAGCAUGAGAAAAUCACA